Messenger RNA from Fusarium oxysporum Fo47, 1783 nucleotides. RefSeq lists its product as uncharacterized. The record is from RefSeq and is a predicted model, not a curated record. Bases 225 to 1487 code for a protein of 420 amino acids. The transcript is spliced from 5 exons. NCBI's taxonomy places the organism in Eukaryota, Fungi, Ascomycota, Sordariomycetes, Hypocreales, Nectriaceae.
CAGCUACCUCACCUUACUCUUCUCCACCAACUGCUUCUCCCAAACUCAACUCUUCUCUCUCCCCCAAAACAUUCUAAACGCAUCUCUAGCAUUUAGCGUUUUCAAUUACUUAAACACUCAACGAACCAUCGCCUCUGUAAGCCUGUCGUACACAUCGUUGACAGUGCCGUAACGUCUCCGCGCAAACUCUACCAACAAUCACACGAUCUCUGCAUCCUACCGCGAUGGCUGCUCAAGCUGUUCAGCCUUCCAAGUCCGCGAAGAAGAAGGCCGCCAAGGCCCUCGAGCGAACCGAAUCUCCUGCGCCCAGCGUUGCCUCUGCCACUGCCGAUAAGAACAGCGAUGACAGCUUCGAGAGCCCAUACAUCAAGGAGAUCCAAAAGAACAUCCGAAAUGUCAACAAGAAGAUCACCAACGCUUCCAAGACCGACUCCCUCCUGAGCCAGAACCCCGGCAAGUCCCUUGAUGAAUUGGUCGAGUCUCGAAUCAUCAACAACGACCAGAAGGCCCAGAUCCUCAAGAAGCCCGCUCUGCAGGCCCAGCUAGCGCAAUACGAGGAACAGCUUGUGCAAUACCAAAAGGUUGACGAGCAGUACCGCACACGUGCCGCCAGUGACAAGGCAGAAUGGGAGAAGAACUUGGAGAAGGCCAAGGCCGAUGCUGUUGCAGAGGCCAAGGCUGAGUCUACCAAGGCUCUCCAUGACAACCUCCUCGUCCUCUCACAAUUCUUGCGACUUGCUGCCUACCGCCGCGAGGAAGCUCAGGACCCCGACUCUGAUGAGAGCCAAGCUAUCGAGGGUGUGCUUCUUGCCAUCUACUCUGGUGACGAGAACGCUGUCCAGUCUAUGCUGAAGCUUGUCAAUGGCUCUGAGGAUCAGAUUUUCAGCGUACCCGGCGAGCAACUACAGACCUCUUUCUCCAAGGUCAAGGCCCUCGCUCAAGAGUACAAGACUCACUUUGACGAGCCCCAGCCUGCUGAGGGUGACGCUGAGCACGUUAAGGAAGUUGCUACCGAUCCCACUAUUGCGCACGCUGCCGCUACCGAGAUUGAGGCUGGCGACACCGCCGCUCCCGUUGUCACUGAGCCCUCUUCCACCUCCAACGGCUUGGCCAACGCCAGUGUUGCUGAUGACGCUGCUAAUGCUGUCGCCGAAAGCCAUUGGGACACGAGUAACGAUCUGUCCGCUUCGCAGGAGUGGGUCGAUGUGAAGCCUGCCGAGGCUGUUGAGGCCGAUGCUGCUGCUCCCACUCGCGUUGCCAACACCCACUCUUGGGCUGAUGACCACCCGGAGACCACUGCCCCUGCUGAUCCCAACGACGGAUUCCACCAGGUGCAGCGAAAGGGUCCCCGUAACGAAGGUGGCAACCACCGAGGUCGCGGACGAGGUGAGCACCGUGGUCGAGGUGGAUUCCGCGGUGAUGGUCGUGGCCGCGGCCGCGGUCGUGGUGGUGCUGGUCGAGGCGGACGACGCGGCGAUGAGGCUUAAGUACCUCGAAACAUGGCAUGCGGUAAACACACAAACUUACGAAUCUCCUUUUAUCUCCCGGAGGCAAAUGUACACCAUGAGAUGACGGCGUUUACAAGUCAAGAUUUCUAUCUAGGGCGAAUAGCCAGGGGACGGACGGUGGACUUGAGGACUUUGCAUUUUGGGGUUUUGAUGAUUUUGGGACUCGGAUAUACAUCUGGCCACGGUUUCGGUUGGAGUUCUCUAUACCUUUGUAACAAAAUAGGCCUUCCGGGGAUUGGGCAGUAGGUAAAUAAUGUGAAUGGAUACCCGCCAAA